AUGGAUUUGGUGGAAGAAAUCGAUGUAUACGUAAACAAUAUCACUUGGCAGCAAUUACUCAACAAUAAUCAAAUAACCAAACACCUUAAUACAUAUGACUUAUCGCAAUUAGUAUCUCGCGUCUUCUCUAAUGUCAUUCUGUUGCAAUUUCCAAUGGAAAGAUUCGAACAUGACAUUAGUAACAAUCUGGCUGUUGAAGUAUUUUCUGAAGAGCCCUCAGAACUAACAUUUUUUAAGUCAAAUGACACAACUCAACAACUAAAUAUUAGACUGAGAGAUGAUUCUAUGAUUUUCCCGCACAAAAAUGAUCCAUCCUUACCUUAUCAGGGCUGGGUAGAGUCAAAAAAUGUUACCUGUAGCCAUAUAUCUGAUUGUAUAGGUGUAUUUACUAAUACACAUGAAAAUCCCGCUAAAAGGGCACUAGUACUAACGCCCAUUUCCUCUGUGCUACAACUACGACCAUCGUUUAAUCUACAUAAUAAGCCUGAUAGUUGGAAGAGGAAGAGAGUAUGCCAACCGGAAUCUCCAGAGGCGAAUGAAAUACUCAAAUUAUUAAAGAUUUCUCAAUCGGAUACACUAUACUUUCGAAAUUGUUUCAAGGAUUAUUUGGAUGUUAUAACUAAAAAACCUGGCAAAUCAUUCCCUUACAACUCAUUGUGUAUAUCGAAAUUGACUCUUAGUAACCAAUUAUUCCUGUUGUUUAGUGAGUUUGAAAUUGUCUCUAAUGAGUUAAUUUCCCAAUACUUGACAUUAGAUCCAUAUAAUCCAGCAAAUACAAAUGCAAUCGAUGAGCUGCUGGAAAUUGCUGAUCUGAUUGAUGGAAAUUGGGUCUUAAAAUCUAAAUUUUGCUUUACACAGCUUGAAGAUCACCAGGCACAUUAUCUCCGUCUAUGCAGAGACCUGUUGUUAUCAUUGCUCUACCGUCAAUCACAACAGAUAUCAAAAUCUGCAGCCGGUGGAUUAACCAUUGAACCUUUUCAAAAGGCAACGGGGCUUCCAAUUGAGUUUGUCCAGUAUCUUGUUAAAAGGGUAGCUAUUCAAAUAUCUUCCUGUUGGUAUCUACCAUACCCCCGUGAUAAUAAAUUCAUCAAACUAAAUCAGGGGCUAGCUGUAAAAUUUCAGAUGUACUGGACUAACCGUCUUUCAGAAUCUGCCAUAGAGAUACAGAAAUUGAAUCAAAAUGAAUUCAACCUUGAUGAUACUUGCUGUGCCAUAAUAUGUUACCUUGAGCAUUCCGCCCCAAAGAAUAUGGAAGAAAUUGUUAAUAUGCUAAGAAAUCGCGGUUCAUAUAUGCUAAACAUACAGCAUGACAAGGAGACGUGGCUCGAAUCAGUUAAAAAUGUGGCAAUUAAUCUAGGCAAUGAUUGCUGGUUUUUACGACAUAACAAAUUAAAUAAUUUCAUUGCAUCCCGUGAACCGCUACUAAGAUUCAUAGCUUCUUGUAAUGAUAGCAAGAAAACAUUCACCAAGGAGGAGCUUGAAAAGGUUACAGGAGUUCUCCCUAAUAUUGUGUUUAGGAGAAUAGUUUCAGAAUUUAUGAGUUACUCGGGCACUUUUUAUCACCUAAAACCCGGUACCACAGUUGUGAAAUUGGAAAUUGAAUAA
Babesia microti strain RI is the source of this 1605-nucleotide messenger RNA. RefSeq lists its product as hypothetical. Gene Ontology annotation, cellular component: RNA polymerase III complex; nucleus. The transcript has 3 exons. Bases 1 to 1605 code for a protein of 534 amino acids. The record is from RefSeq and is a predicted model, not a curated record. Gene Ontology annotation, biological process: DNA-templated transcription. Lineage: Eukaryota; Apicomplexa; Aconoidasida; Piroplasmida; Babesiidae.